GAGCCAGGCAGCACCUUUCCAACACACACACAGCCAAGGCAGGCAGGAGGAGAGAGAAGCAAAGAGAGAGAGAGUGAGAGAGGCAGAGAAAGAGAUGGGGGUAUUUGGAAGGGCGUGGCUAGCCAACUGUCAGUCACUGGCGGUUACCACAGAAAAUGGGCGUGCUCAAAUACCGGGACAGCCAAUGGUAAGCGACGCUGCUUGUGUCACCAUGGUGACGGGGCUGUACCCAGGGAGGUUGUGAUGGGUUGACAGGUGCGUGACAAUCGGAGCUCUCUGCAAGCAUGUACGCCAAAGGCAAGAGUAACAACGUGCCGUCCGACAGCCAAGCCAGAGAAAAGUUAGCUCUCUAUGUGUAUGAGUACCUGCUGCACGUAGGGGCACAGAAGUCAGCACAGACCUUCCUCUCAGAGAUCCGAUGGGAGAAGAACAUCACAUUAGGAGAGCCCCCAGGAUUCCUCCACUCUUGGUGGUGUGUGUUCUGGGACCUGUACUGCGCGGCCCCGGAAAGGAGAGAGACAUGUGAACAUUCUAGUGAGGCCAAGGCCUUCCAUGACUAUAGUGCAGCAGCAGCUCCCAGUCCCAUACUUGGCAACCUUCCCCCAGGAGAGGGAAUGCCAGUGGGACCCGUACCUCCAGGAUUCUUCCAGUCGUUCAUGUCGCCUCGUUACCCUGGUGGGCCCAGACCUCCUCUCAGAAUACCCAAUCAGGCAAUGGGGGUCCCUGGUAACCAGCCUAUGCUACCCAGCGGAAUGGACCCCACGAGACAACAAGGGCAUCCAAAUAUGGGGGGGCCCAUGCAGCGAAUGACUCCCCCCAGGGGGAUGGUCUCUCUUGGGCCACAGAACUACGGUGGAGGGAUGAGACCACCUCUCAAUGCACUGGUUGGCCCUGGGAUGCCUGGCAUGAACAUGGGCCCUGGUGGGGGUAGACCUUGGCCAAAUCCUCCAAAUGCCAAUUCGAUCCCAUACUCCUCUGCGUCUCCAGGGAGUUAUGUGGGUCCACCAGGAGGAGGGGGGCCACCUGGUACUCCAAUAAUGCCCAGCCCAGCAGACUCAACUAACUCUGGUGACAACAUGUACACCCUGAUCAACACAGUCCCUCCUGGUGGAAACAGACCAAAUUUCCCAAUGGGUCCAGGUGCAGACGGUCCAAUGGGAGGGAUGGCAGGAAUGGAGCCACAUCACAUGAACGGGUCGCUAGGGUCUGGAGACAUGGACAGCCUCCCCAAGAACUCACCUGGUAACCUGAGUCUGAGUAACCAGCCGGGGACCCCCAGAGAAGAUGGAGAGAUGGGUGGCAACUUCCUCAACCCCUUUCAGAACGAGAGCUAUUCUCCAAACAUGACCAUGAGUGUGUGAAGGCUUCGCCAGCUGGUCAGUUAGUGGUGUGGAUUGGUGGAACGCACAGAGACAGGAUGUGAUGUCAUCUAAGCUCCCGGCUCUUCCUCUCUGUGAUAUCUCUACCAGGACAGUGGACCUAGGCGUCAUUCUCCCCUUGGCCUCUUCUUCUUUUCUGUUUCCUCCCCAUUUUACAUUUGUGACCUGCUUUGCUCAUCAACACCUACCAUCAGAGACUGUAUAAAGAAACUGAAAUAAAACAUCUCUGAAUAUUUAUAAAUGUAUGUCACUGCACACUCACAGUUGUGCUAAGUCUGUUAACACAGAAAUAUGUACCAUCUUGUGGAAAAGAAACUGAAAACCCUCAAGUGUAAAGAAAUUCGAGAGGAUAGCGUUCUGGCCUGUCUCCCCACCUGCAGUUGUUAUGUCUUGAUUUGGAUUAAUUAUAUUGAGAUGUCAACUUCAUUCUCAUUGGAUACACAACCUGGAAUAAAGCCUAUGUGGGACUGGAACUGGGCAACGGCUUCAGUGAUUUGAGAUCUUGGUCCCACAGUGAACAUUCACCAAGAGCUCUUAUUUUAUUUUCAGCUCCAUACACUUGGAUUUGAUGUGCUAUGUUGACUGCACAGAGAGAGAGAGACAAUGGUGAAUUAGAUAUGAGACAUAAAUGCAGAUAUCAUUCUUGUAUCUAUGUCUUGACCAGGAACAUCAACACCUACAAAACAGAGAUUCACCAAUCUAACGAUUACACAUCUGACAUGGAGAGAACAGAGAGAAUUCAAGUGGUUGGUUUUCUGCCUUUUAAAAAUGAUGCAACCUGUUAUGAUUGUUCAAUUAAUGCAAAACUGUAGAUUUUUUUAAACACCUGCUUUGAGGAGAUAAGGGCAUGGAUAAAGCUAAACUUCCUUCAAGUUAACAGCAGCAAAACCGGGGCUCUACUUGUUGGCAGCCCCCACCAGGUCCAGCACUCACCAAAAACACACCUGACCAUAGCAGGACAGAACAUCCCUCUCUCCCCCUUAAUUUACAAUCUGGGUGUAAAGCUUGAUUCCUCCCAGACCUUUGACAGCCAGAUCAAACAACUUUGUAAAGCCAAGCGUCAUUCUAUCACCUCAAGACCAUUGCCAAACUCUCACCCUUACUCAGACUAACGCAGAGAAACUCAUCCAUGCCUUUAUCUCCUCAAUGCUGGACUACUGCAACACACUUCAUCGGGAUUCCUGGCAGGAGUCACCUGAAGCUCCAAUAUACCCAGAACAACGCUGCCACGAUCCUGAUGAGAGUGCGGAAACACCAUCCCAUCACCCCCAUCCUGGCAUCUCUGCACUGGCUCCCCAUCUCAUUCCGGUUUGAAUUCAAAACCCUCCUGCUUAUCUCAAAUAACUGCUCUCCCUCCAUAACUCCACCCGCAGGUCAAGCGAUAGCCUGCUCCUCCACGCCCCCAGGACCAAUCUCCGCUCCAUGUGGAUCAGGCUUUCAGCUUGACCGCCCGAGCCUCUGGAAUGCUCUCCAUGACCACCUGAAGGCACCACAGACUCUGGGCUCCUUUAAAAUGGGCCUAAAGACCUUGCUCUGUAGGAAGGCUUUCUGUUGAUAGCUGUGCUCCUUGGUGUCCUUGUCCCUUGUAGCGUUAUCUGGGUUAAUUGUGUCAGUUGCCCUGUCUUGUGUCAAUUUGUAUUUUUUAUUUUAGGCAUUUUGAGAUUAUUCUGUAUAAUGAAAAGCGCUUUACAAAUAUCAAAAAAUAUCUUGAUGAAAAAAGGAAGACAAAAACUGCAACAAUGGUUGACAAUGGUUGUAGAGGGUUUGUGUGAAGGUAUUCUUAAAGGUCCAAUGCAGUUGUUUUUAUCUCAAUAUCAAAUCAUUUCUGUGUAACAAUUAAGUACCUUACUUCAAUAUUUAACAAUUUAAAUGGUUAAAAAAUACAAAUCUAGUUUGACUGCACUGGGCCUUUAAAAACACGGAGUUAAAUCAUUCUCUUAAUUUAUUAUUGUCAUCCGGACAAACUGUGAUCUUAAUGUAUUUUGGAGAGUUUGUGUGGAGGUGAAAUACAGUAGGUGUAUCUCGUAUUGUUUUAAACCUAAUCCUUAGUCCAUGUUAGAUUAUUACGAUAUUAUUUAGAGGUGGAUUUUACUACUCCCUCCCAUACGUAUACCUGUAAAGCUCACAAAUCUAUCUCCUCUAUGUUUUAUGUAUAUUAUCUUACAAAUGGACAGAAAGAGAGAGGGGGAUGGUGAACUAGAGGACACCAGUACAGAGCCUUUUGUUUUCAUGUUAGUUCAAAGUCACAAAUGUAAAUACUGAAAGAUGCAUUUGUAAAUUUGAACGUUCUACAUUUUUUAUUCCACAUUUUGUUAAUGUUUGUUUCCAUUUGUGACGUGUUCAUUUUCUUUUUUCUUUUUAAAAAUCUUGUGUUAUGUUUUGUAAAUACAUAGAAAUAGAAGUACUACAUGGGUUUUGAAUAUGCUGGUAUAAAGCUGAUCUUCUCUCAUUCAACAUGUUGAUUCCUUGUCUGUAUGUGUACUGUAUGUGUUUGUGUAGGCUAUGCCCACUGGGCACACCACAUCAUUUCAAUGUGGAAAUUUGGGUAAUAUUUGGUUGACAUUGAUCAGUGAGAUUUCAACCUUUAAUCACCCACUUAAAAAGAGAGAAGUUUGUUGAAUUCCCAAUGUGCUAUCACUUUGAUCUUAAUCAUCUAAAACACAACCAAAUUACAAUGGAAAAACAAUGUCAGAUUUGUGGUUUAGUUGGUCAUCUAAAUGUGUUAUUACUGCACUUUCAAGCAUUUAAAAGCACAACAAAGUUAAAAUGGGAAUACUACACUGAACAAAAAUAUAAAUGCAACAUGUAAAGUUUUGGUCCCAUUUUUCAUGAGCUGAAAUAAAAGAUCAAAAUGCU
Messenger RNA from Oncorhynchus mykiss (rainbow trout), 4235 nucleotides. RefSeq names its product single-stranded DNA-binding protein 2. Gene Ontology annotation, biological process: positive regulation of transcription by RNA polymerase II. NCBI's taxonomy places the organism in Eukaryota, Metazoa, Chordata, Actinopteri, Salmoniformes, Salmonidae. The record is from RefSeq and is a predicted model, not a curated record. Gene Ontology annotation, molecular function: protein binding; single-stranded DNA binding. Gene Ontology annotation, cellular component: nucleus.